Molecule: messenger RNA, 462 nt
Organism: Symbiodinium natans
Lineage: Eukaryota; Dinophyceae; Suessiales; Symbiodiniaceae
Source: the annotation of a GenBank genome assembly
AUGGGCCUCUUGGAGCCAAUCAGCUCCUCCGAGGAGUUUGGGCAGCUGUUUCCCUUGAUGCCCAGUCGCCAGCCAGACCUGGCCAUGGAAGAGGAUGAUGAUGGGAUGCCGACCUACGAGGGCUCCCCUGCGACUCAUAACACUUUCGAAAGCGAGCCCGACAUUGCGGACAUCGAGGCAGAUUGGAGUCGACGCGACUCCAGAUCUCCAAGGCCCUCGAUGGGCAACUACACUUUACCUGCCGACGUCUGCAUCCCAAUGCCUCCAAACGGCUUGAUGCACGCUCGACACGAGCAUCGGAUCAAGACUUUCCUGGAGGACGUGCAGGCGAAUCCUGGCAAGAUCAAGAGGAAGAUUGAACGCAGACGGGAGAAAGCAGGCAUGGUCGAUGAAGAGGCAAGUACCGGAUGGAUCAGCCAGGCCAAAACGAAGGUGAAGGAUUUCGUCCGGCAGAUCAGCUGA